AUGGCUAAUGACCAUAAAUCUGAUUUUAUCGUUCGUGCAACCGAAACACUGCGCGAAAACCCCGAUUUUAUUGCAAAACUAAACGUUUGUGUCGCCCGCAUCUUGCAGCUCAAGAAGGACUUGGGUUUGUUUGAAUUGCCAUAUGCCGAUCCUCAGCUUGCCUCCAUUGUUGGCUCUGCGCAAGAUAUUGAAGCUGCACGCAAUGUUGUGCGUGAGUCAGUCGCUUUGCUCAAGAACAGAAACAAUGUGCUGCCACUGAAGCUGACCGAGCGCGUGCUGUUCCUCGGACCAACAUUGAACUCCACUCGCUACAUGGGUGGCGGAUGGAAUGUUCAUUGGCAGGGACCGUCGGAGAAUGAGGGCGACGAAGUGUACCAGGGCUUUGGCGACACCAUCCUCGAGGGCGUUCAGGAGAUUACCGGUUGCGAGCCACUGUACUUCAAGGGCGUCGACAUUGACAGAGAUGAGCUUAUUGACAUCAGUGCUAUAGUCAAAGCUGCCAAGAAGGUUGACAAGAUCCUCAUCGGGCUCGGCGAAAAAACUUACGCUGGAAUGGAAGGAAAAAUCGACAAUUUGAAGCUGCCACCAAAUCAGCUUGACAUUGUGUACACCAUCGCGAGGGCCACCCACAAGCCAAUUGUUGUCGUUGUGGUCGGGGGGCGUCCGCGCCUUUUAGAGCGAGUGGCAGAUAUUGCAGAUGGCAUUGUGCAAGCAUAUUUGCCCGGCAUCUACGGCGGUCUGCCCAUUGCCGAGAUUCUCUACGGAAAGGUCAAUCCGUCGGGCCGUCUGCCCUACACGUACCCAACCACCAAAGCGCAGGUAUUGGCCACCAUUUGGAAUACAGCUCGUGGCGACUACAAGCUACAGUGGGAAUUUGGCUACGGAAUUGGCUACUCGCACGUGGAGCACACCAAUUUCACGCUGUCUAGCAAGCUGCUCACGCUUGCCAGGUCAAUUACUGUUUCGGUCAGAAUCACCAACCAUGGUCCCUAUCCACAGAAGGAGCUGGUGUUUCUGUUCACCAGCCAGCCGAGCAUUGAAAAUAAGAAUAUUUAUCCCCAUUAUCUGCGGAUGUUUGCCAAGGUCAAGUUGAGAGUUAACGAGACUAAAAACAUUGUAUUCGAGCUGCGCGCUGAGGACUUGGUAUUCUGGGCCACAGACUCGAAGCAAACCAUCGGUCCGGCUCUGGUGCUUGUAGCCAUCAACCCGUACACUCAACAAGACAUCAAGGCUGAAGUAACUUUGGAUGUUGGCGCCGACGCAGCAUUUGCUUAA
This is a messenger RNA of Kickxella alabastrina, 1275 nucleotides long. RefSeq names its product glycoside hydrolase family 3 C-terminal domain-containing protein. The coding region runs from base 1 to 1275 and encodes 424 amino acids. Gene Ontology annotation, molecular function: beta-glucosidase activity. Gene Ontology annotation, biological process: glucan catabolic process. The transcript has a single exon. NCBI's taxonomy places the organism in Eukaryota, Fungi, Kickxellomycota, Kickxellomycetes, Kickxellales, Kickxellaceae. The record is from RefSeq and is a predicted model, not a curated record.